Octodon degus (degu) is the source of this 2678-nucleotide messenger RNA. RefSeq names its product serine and arginine rich splicing factor 5 (gene Srsf5). NCBI's taxonomy places the organism in Eukaryota, Metazoa, Chordata, Mammalia, Rodentia, Octodontidae. The coding region runs from base 303 to 1136 and encodes 277 amino acids. The transcript is spliced from 8 exons. The record is from RefSeq and is a predicted model, not a curated record. Gene Ontology annotation, molecular function: mRNA binding. Gene Ontology annotation, cellular component: ribonucleoprotein complex; nucleus; cytoplasm.
AGGGAUGCCCCUUCCAUUUUGUGGCUCUCCAGAGCUGCUAAGUGCGUCAGUUUUGGAGAGACGUAGACGAGUUGUGUUCUGGUCUGCGGGGAGGUAGACGGCUUUGUCGCAGACUACAAACCUCUGUGGGUCUCAGCCGCCAGAGAUCCUGUCCGGUAGGUGAGUGGCACACUUUGAGGGCAAGGCUCCUCGGAUCGAGGCUUCUUCAUGGCCGCUCAGUUCGCGAGCGGUGGGGGCUGCUCUUUUUGCGGAGGACGGCGUCUAAUGAACGCAGUUGAUCGAGGGCCCACUAGCAGGAGGUCAUGAGUGGCUGUCGAGUGUUCAUCGGGAGACUAAAUCCAGCGGCGAGGGAGAAAGACGUCGAAAGAUUCUUCAAGGGAUAUGGGCGGAUCAGGGAUAUUGAUCUGAAAAGAGGGUUUGGUUUUGUGGAAUUUGAGGAUCCCAGGGAUGCGGAUGAUGCGGUGUAUGAACUUGAUGGAAAAGAACUUUGUAGUGAAAGGGUUACUAUUGAACAUGCUAGGGCUCGGUCCCGAGGAGGAAGAGGUAGAGGACGCUACUCUGAUCGUUUUAGUAGUCGCAGACCUCGAAAUGAUAGACGAAAUGCUCCACCUGUAAGAACAGAAAAUCGACUUAUAGUUGAGAAUUUAUCCUCCAGAGUCAGCUGGCAGGAUCUCAAAGAUUUCAUGAGACAAGCUGGGGAAGUAACCUUUGCGGAUGCACAUCGACCUAAGUUAAAUGAAGGGGUGGUUGAGUUUGCCUCUUAUGGUGAUUUAAAGAAUGCUAUUGAAAAACUUUCUGGAAAGGAAAUAAAUGGGAGAAAAAUCAAAUUAAUUGAAGGCAGCAAAAGGCACAGGUCAAGAAGCAGGUCUCGAUCACGGACCAGGAGUUCCUCUAGGUCUCGUAGCCGGUCUCGUUCCCGUAGUCGGAAGUCUUACAGCCGGUCAAGGAGCCGGAGCCGGAGCAAGUCCCGUUCUGUUAGUAGGUCUCCUGUGCCCGAGAAGAGCCAGAAACGUGGUUCUUCAAGUAGAUCUAAGUCUCCAGCAUCUGCAGAUCGCCAGAGGUCCAGGUCAAGGUCCAGGUCCAGGUCCAGGUCCAGGUCCAGGUCCAGAUCCAGAUCAGUUGACAGUGGCAAUUAAACUGUAAAUAACUUGCCCUAGGGGCCUUUUUUAAAAAACAAAUUCCCAAACCAUACUUGCUAAAAAUUCUGGUAAGUAUGUGCUUUUCUGUGGGGGUAGGGUUUGGAGGGGGUGGGUUGGGCUGGAUAUCUUUGUAGAUGUGGACCACCAAGGGGUUGUUGAAAACUAAUUGUAUUAAAUGUCUUUUGAUAAGCCUUCUGCUCACAUUUUUGUGAAUGUCUGAAGUAUAUAGUUUGUGUAUAUUGACAGAGCUCUUUUAUAACUAAAGCAAACUUAAUUUUUUGUACUAGAAAAAAGUUUUGAAUAUUUUAGUUCUUGGUUAUUCAAAUAUGUUAAUUAAGAAUUAGUUUAAUGCUUCAAUUAAACUAAUUAAUAGCUUUGGACACCAAAAGAGCUCUAAAUUUGCUUGUAUAUAAAGGCUUAAUUUGAGUUUUUCUUGUUAGGGUUAAGGGUGUCCUCCUAUUCACCCAUUAACAGUUGCAGGAUAGACACACACGGCAGCUGUUUGUCAAUGAUAAUAAAAUACUACAAAAUUGCUUUUUUUGUUUGAGGAAGUCCCACAUUCUUACUGCCAUUUCCUUUCACGUUUAAAUUGCAACAUAUCUGUAAUCCGGGAUGAUUACUAACAUUUCCAGAUUAUUUGGAGAAGCUGACAAGUCAGUGAACUGUUGAAAUGUGUGUGUGUGUGUGUGAGAGAGAGAGAGAGAGAGAGAGAGACUGAAAGUUGGUAGUGACCAUGUAUGUGUGGACGCGUGUGCGCGUGCGUGCAGAGGUACUUCCCUAGUAUUUCAUUUACCAUCUGACUUUAUUGGCAUCAAGUUAGUGAAACUGAAAGAGCCAAAGGACAGUUUGGGAAACAAGUUGUACGUUUCUUGCCGGUGAUAGUACAGUUUAGGUGGCCUGACUUUGUUAGGUUGACGAGCUAAUACAGAAGGUUGAGAGACUUCCAUCCUGCUUUGCGUAAAUGUGCCACUGCGUUUAGAGAAGGCAGCAGUCCUGUGUACUUCUUCAUUGAGGUUUUAGAGCUCUAUAUCUUAAGUCUUCAAACUUGCCCCGUAAGUGUGGGAAAUGAACUUUAGGAAUGACAAAGACCACUCUUUGACCUUUGUUUUGGGAGUGAGGCUAGAAUACUUAGUAAGAUCUGUUUAACAUCAAACUGUAAUAGGUGAUUUUAAGUGCUUACUUGGGAUCUUUGAAACUAUUAACUACCAUAUUACAAAGGGAAUACAGGAGCUUUACAAGGACUGUUAAGGGGUGGAGUAUUCUAGAGUCCAAGAAGUCUAUAGUUUUAGGCACCCUAGAACUGUAUGGUUCUCUUUUAUUUUUUACUCUAGCUUUUAAGGAAGAUGAGGUUAGAAAAAAUAAACUUGGCUUUCCUGAAGCGGUAUAGGAGUUAGGAGUAUGAAUCUCUGUCUGGAGAGUAGAUUUAAAAUGCUAGAAUGUUCUUAAAUGAAGACCCUUAGAAGAUUAGAACUUGAACCAUGGAGUAACAUGGGUCCUCUUAAAUAGGCUGAGUCUUAAGUUUGCGGUGUGCUGGUUUAU